GGCAAAAAUUGAUUACUCAGGGGGAUAAGGGGUUCAGGCAGGGGGGUUUAGGGUAGUAUCACUUUUUUGUAUGUUGUAAAGUUCAGGGAUAUAAAGUAUUAGCUGACGAUAAGCUACAGAAGACUAUUGUCGACACUGGAUGCUCAAUAGACAUGUUUCAUCCAAAAGUUAGGGAUGGAUUAUCUGGUCAAAACUACAAAUUGGACAAUCCUAUUGAAAUCCUACAAGGCAGCGGAUCUGUUUCCACCAAUCAACUAGCGAAAGCGAAGUUCGGUUCCGUCUUAAGCCAUCUUACACGCCGUCUAGGCAAAACCCAUACCAUCUCAACCCCCUCCCACGCCGUCUCGGCAAAAUAAACCAUCGGUUUAAAACCCGAUACUUUUUUUUGUGGUUUUUAUUAUACAAUAUUUACGUGCGGGUUUUC
This is a messenger RNA of Pelagomonas calceolata, 424 nucleotides long. NCBI's taxonomy places the organism in Eukaryota, Pelagophyceae, Pelagomonadales, Pelagomonadaceae. The record is from the annotation of a GenBank genome assembly.